Messenger RNA from Panthera uncia (snow leopard), 10643 nucleotides. It is a transcript of the gene TCF20, whose product is annotated as transcription factor 20. Gene Ontology annotation, biological process: regulation of transcription by RNA polymerase II. Gene Ontology annotation, cellular component: nucleus. NCBI's taxonomy places the organism in Eukaryota, Metazoa, Chordata, Mammalia, Carnivora, Felidae. The record is from RefSeq and is a predicted model, not a curated record. The coding region runs from base 3437 to 9328 and encodes 1963 amino acids. The transcript has 5 exons.
GGAUACUUCAUGUAUAUUAAGAAUGUUUAGCUUGACUGGUACCCUGCAGGAGGUAUUUGGCUGGGAAUUUUUUUUUUUCUUGUCUGGUUCAUAAACCAGAACUACAACGAUAGGGAGGAGGAGGGCAUCCCACAGGACAGGGAAGCUCCAGGGAAGGGCUGAGAAAGACCUCUGAGGAAUUGUACCCAAAUCUCUUUCCCUCUGGAGAUAGGGUUUUCUCAGGGACCCACCGGCCUGCGGUGGGCGGGAUUGGCCAGCGUUAAGCUCGUCUUCAGCUCUUAGGAGCUCCUGCUAAGGAAAACUUUGGAGCAAGUGACAUUUAGAUUUACAUGUAGAUUUUCAGAAGCCUGAUUUUAUUUACAGAAGGAUUAAUUAAACAGCAUGUAAAAUAUUUAUUUGUGGAGAGAGUAUCUCUUGAGAGAACUUUUCAUUAACCUACCAGAUUUAGUCUUUUUGUUCAGUGGAACCCAUCUCAGCCACCUUCGAUCGUUUGGAGAAGGCCACUGGCAUUGAGAGCCAGGGUAGAGGCACAGUCACAAACAGGAGAAAUACCUGUGUGGACAGAAUGUUUUCGGCGGUGCUGGAAAUAAUGGGGGAGGUCCUUGUGAGAGGGAGGCAGAGAAGGGACACACUGGAACGUGUGAUCUCUGACAGGACAGAUGGCACCUGUCACUGGCUGCAUCACAGAUCCUCGGGGUAGUGUAAUAUUAGGAACGUGGCCCGAGGGGGCCUGCUGCUCAGGAGCCUUGUGAGCUCUGUGCUUUGGUGUCCUCAUCUGUAAAAUGAGGGUGUCCGUGCUGUGAGGGUUAGUGACGGUGCAUGUGAGGGGCUGGUACUGUAGCGAACACUACAGUAAGCUAUUGUCUGUUGCCCAGCAGCAGAUUCACAGGAACACAGAAAAGAGCAGUCUGUUGCAGGAGUUUGAAGAUGAUGAGAAGCGGUUUCCUUUAGAUUCUGAGAUUAUUUGUACUUGAAUGUUUAAAGAUGACUUUGGGUCAUGUGAUUAUAUAAUCAAGCUUAAUAUCAAAGUAGUAGACACUUGUCUAGCUAUUUUAGACUUAAGAUAUUUCGGGAAGAAGUGGGCCAGCUUUCUGAGUUUGGAGUUACUGACCAUCUUCAGCUCUGACCCACGUUUACUCUCCAAAGCCUCCUCACGGCUCUCUUGUGGACUCAAGUUGGGUGUUCCCCGCCUUGGGACUGGGCCUGGAGGAUUUUACAGGAUUGCAGGGUGUUCGGCACCCUCCAGCUCUGCUUUUAGAUUGAUCACGUUCUAUUUUCUCAUCCUGUCACUCUCUCAUCUCCCCGCCACGCUACCACCUCUGAGUAGGUACGUUCUAGCCUAGUUCUCUAAAGCCUAGUUCUUCUACCGUUUACUGGUUCACGGAACGCCUGCCGUGUGCUCUUUAAUGACAUGAAGAUUACAGCAAGGGACAAGUCUGCCCUUUAGGAAGUUUACAUUCUAGUGGGGGGAGAGAUGACUAGUACCCAAGUAGCAUAUCUGUGUCUGUUGGGAGAUAAGUGCUGGGGAGGGAGAUCGGGAAAGCCCAGCCUCGGCUGUGGAGUUAGCUGUUCUUAAUAGGAUGGCCAGGGAAGGCCUUACCGGUCAGUUGGCCUUUGCCCAGAGACUGGAAGGAAGUUAAGAGGGGCAAGCCAUGCGUCUACAGGGGAAGCGCAUCGCAGGCAGAGCAAAAUUCCUCUGUAGAAAUGCCUUUGAUGGUCCCCAAAGCAGGAUACCGCAGGACCAGAGCAGAGACUGGCAGGGGAGGAGGUCAGAGAGUUCAUGGGGUGGAGAUAGGGACCCCCCAGAGCAGCUUCACUUGAAUGAGAUGGCGAGUCGAGCCCCCCGUAGGGCUUGGAGAUGCGAACUCCAGCUUAACUUUGAAAAGGAUUGCUGACUUACCUGCUAGCAGCAUUAUUGUCAGCUCUCUGAGCAGGAACUAAGAAGAAGAAACUAGCUUAAUAAGCCAUUGUAAGAAAACUUUGCCCUCACUUACCCUAACCUAGAUGUGUUUCACAACUUUUUUUAAUUAAAAAAAAAAAAAAAGUUUAUUUCUGAGAGAGAGAGAGACAGAACACCAUCAGGGAAGGGGUAGAGAGGGAGACACUGAACCUGAAGCAGCCUCCAGGCUCCCGAGCUGUCAGCACAGAGCCCGACGCGGGGCUCAGACCCACAAAUGACCUGAGCCAGUCGGACGCUUAACUGACUGAGCCACCCAGGUGCCCCUCACAACUUCUUUAAGUAACUGAUUUUAAAGAGUUUUGGAGCUCUUUGACCUUGUUUUACUCAGCUAACCCUGAGAAGUAGACAGGCCCAGGCAAAAGGCAAAAAAAUAAGAAGAUCGUCUCUUGAUUGACUAAGAAGAGUAGUACAUUACAUGCUAAUUACAUCAGCAAAGGUAAUGCAAGCUGUUGACCCAAUCGGAUGACUUUGAGAAGAGUCUAGGUCCUAGCUGAUGAAUUUUUAUUUUCCUCUAUAUUUUGUACUGUCUUCCAAAGUGACUGUUUCAAUUUCCUACUUCACAGUAAUGGCCAGUUAUAACUCUGUGAAUACUAGAUUGGCAAAUAAAAAUCUGUGUGGGUGUUAGAGGUGCUGGAACUUCUUGCAGACCUACAAAAAGAAUCUGGAAGAAAAGUCACUGCUGCUUUGGCUUAUGCUGCCUAGUCCUUUGUCCCUGGGAGUUAAGGACAGAUGGCUGAAAGGAGGAGUGCCUUGCACACAAUUGCUUGUCAAGAAAGAGGUUAAGCCCUAAGUUUGUGAGGAAUGACUGCAGCAAUCAGGGGAUCCAUACACUGAUCAGAGUUGAGUGUCCUGGGGUCACCAGUCAGUAGUUACAGGAAACCUGCAAUAGCAUGCAUUUGGACAUGAGACUGAGUUCUGUUGCUCAAAGUUGGGGAGGGUGGGACAGCCAGUGGAGUGACUGCCUCAUCAUUAUUUGAGACUCAGUUCAGCGAUCAGACAAAUAAUAAUGAAAGCAAAUAAAUGAAAGUGGUUUUUUCCUCACACUCCCCCACUGUAACUGGAAGACUUACUUAAAAAUUGUUUUUUUGUUGUUUUUUUUUUUUUAUUAAUAGUAAUAGCACAGCCCCGUAUUUUAGCCCGAUAGAAUGUUGGGGGCUCAUUUAUUUAAUUGUGAGGUUUUUUUCUGUAUUAAAUUUGUAUUUACCCAGAAUGUUUCUUUUCAUGCUGCCACAGGCUUCUGCCUCACUCCUGAGGCCAUUUCCCCACUUAUUUGCAUUUUCAGAGAGGGAUAGGAUAAGAAAUCAAAGGAGAUGAGAUUCAGCCCAGUCCCCUUCAUCUGGGCGUCUGAAUGAUUGUAUCCCCUCCAUCAUCUAGACUUGAUUUUCUUUGUACGGAGGAGAUACGUGUCUGAUAUUUUCCUGUCUCCUCUUCCAUUUCCAGGAGGGCUGUUGGCCUGCUGCCGUGCUGCUGAACAGUAUGCAGUCCUUCCGGGAGCAAAGCAGUUACCACGGAGACCAACAGAGCUACCCGCAGGAGGUACACGGCUCAUCCCGGAUAGAAGAGUUCAGCCCUCGUCAGGCCCAGAUGUUCCAGAAUUUUGGGGGUGCAGGUGGCGGCAGCGGUGGCAGCGGCGGCGGCGGCGGCGGUGGGCGACGAGGAACGGCGGCUGCGGCAGCGAUGGCUAGCGAAACCUCUGGCCACCAGGGCUACCAGGGUUUCAGGAAGGAGGCUGGAGACUUUUACUACAUGGCGGGCAGCAAAGACCCCGUGACGACGGGAACCCCGCAGCCGCCUCAGCGAAGGCCUUCGGGGCCUGUGCAGAGCUACGGACCCCCCCAGGGGAGCAGCUUUGGCAAUCAGUAUGGGAGCGAGGGUCACGUGGGCCAGUUUCAAGCACAGCACUCUGCCCUUGGUGGUGUGUCUCAUUAUCAGCAGGAUUACACGGGGCCCUUCUCUCCAGGGAGCGCUCAGUACCAGCAGCAGGCCUCCAGCCAGCAGCAGCAGCAGCAGCAGCAGCAGCAGCAGGUACAGCAGUUGAGACAACAGCUUUACCAGUCCCAUCAGCCUCUGCCGCAAGCCACUGGCCAGCCAGCGUCUGGUUCGUCCCAUCUGCAGCCGAUGCAGCGGCCCUCAGCUCUGCCGUCCUCUGCCGCCGGGUACCAGCUCCGAGUGGGUCAGUUCGGCCAACACUACCAGUCUUCUGCCGCCUCCUCCUCCUCCUCCUUCCCUUCGCCACAGCGUUUCAGCCAGUCCGGACAGAGCUACGACGGCGGUUACAGCGUGAACGCUGGAUCCCAGUAUGAAGGACACGGCGUGGGUUCUAAUGCACAGGCCUAUGGGACACAAUCAAAUUACAGCUAUCAGCCUCAAUCUAUGAAGAAUUUUGAACAGGCAAAGAUUCCACCAGGGACGCAGCAGCCGCAGCAGCAGCCGCAGCAGCAGGCGCAGCAGGCGCAGCAGCACCCCCCUCAGCAUGUGAUGCAGUACACCAACGCUGCCACCAAGCUGCCCCUGCAGGGCCAGGUGGGCCAGUACAGCCAGCCCGAGGUUCCUGUGAGGUCCCCCAUGCAGUUCCACCAGAACUUCAGCCCCAUCUCGAACCCCUCCCCCGCGGCCUCGGUGGUUCAGUCUCCGAGCUGUAGCUCCACCCCGUCUCCUCUGAUGCAGAGUGGGGAGAGCCUCCAGUGCGGGCAAGGCAGUGUGCCCAUGGGUUCCAGAAACAGAAUUUUACAGUUAAUGCCCCAGCUCAGCCCGACCCCCUCAAUGAUGCCCAGCCCUAAUUCUCAUGCUGCGGGCUUCAAAGGGUUUGGACUAGAAGGAGUGCCAGAAAAGCGACUGACAGAUCCUGGGCUGAGUAGUUUGAGCGCCCUGAGUACUCAAGUGGCCAAUCUUCCUAAUACCGUUCAGCACAUGCUACUUUCUGAUGCCCUGACGCCUCAGAAGAAGACCUCCAAGAGGCCCUCCUCGUCUUCUAAGAAAGCAGACAGCUGCACAAACUCCGAAGGCUCCUCACAGCCUGAAGAACAACUGAAGUCCCCCAUGGCAGAGUCGCUGGACGGAGGCUGCUCCAGCAGCUCUGAGGAUCAAGGCGAGCGUGUGAGGCAGCUAAGUGGCCAGAGCACCAGCUCCGACACCACCUACAAGGGCGGAGCCUCCGAGAAAGCUGGCUCCUCACCAGCGCAAGGCACUCAGAACGAAGCCCCCAGACUCAAUGCCAGUCCUGCAGCCGGCGAAGAGGCUGCCUCGCCAGGCGCUAAGGACACACCGUUGUCAUCCGAGGGCAACCCAAAAGUCAAUGAGAAGACGGUUGGGGUGAUUGUCUCCCGGGAAGCUAUGACAAGUCGGGUAGAAAAGCCUGGUGGGCAAGAUAAAAGCUCCCAAGAGGAUGAUCCUGCAGUCACUCAAAGGCCACCCAGCACUGGUGGGGCAAAGGAGACCAGUCACCCAUCAGUUCCGCAGCCAGAGCCCCCGGGGGUCGGGAGCAAAGGAAACAAGAAUGGAGAUAAUAACUCGAACCACAAUGGAGAGGGAAAUGGCCAGAGCGGGCACUCCGCGGUGGGCCCUGGUUUUAUAGGCAGAAGUGAGCCCAGCAAAUCUCCUGGAAGCCUGCGCUACAGUUACAAAGAUAGUUUCGGGUCGGCCGUGCCAAGAAACGUCAGUAGCUUUCCUCAGUAUCCUACGGGACAAGAUAAGGGUGAUUUCACUGGCCACGGGGAGCGAAAGGGUAGAAAUGAGAAGUUCCCUAGCCUCCUGCAGGAAGUGCUUCAGGGCUACCACCACCACCCUGACAGGAGAUAUUCUAGGAGCACUCAGGAGCAUCAGGGCAUGGCUGGUGGCCUGGAAGGAGCCACGAGGCCUAACGUCUUGGUCAGUCAAACCAAUGAAUUGGCUAGCAGGGGCCUUUUGAACAAAAGCAUUGGGUCCCUACUAGAAAACCCGCACUGGGGCCCCUGGGAGAGGAAGUCAAGCGGCACGGCUCCUGAGAUGAAACAGAUCAAUUUGGCUGACUAUCCGAUUCCCAGAAAGUUUGAAAUAGAGCCCCAGUCAUCGGCUCAUGAGCCCGGGGGUUCCCUCUCUGAAAGAAGAUCAGUGAUCUGUGAUAUUUCUCCACUAAGACAGAUUGUCAGGGACCCGGGGGCUCACUCACUGGGACACAUGGGUGCUGACGCCAGACUUGCAAGGAGUGAACGGCUCAAUCCAAGUUUAAGUCAGUCGGUCAUUCUUCCGGGUGGGUUGGUAUCCAUGGAAACAAAGCUGAAAUCCCAGAGCGGGCAGAUAAAAGAAGAAGACUUUGAACCACCCAAAUCUCAAGCUAGUUUCAACAACAAGAAAUCCGGAGACCACUGCCAUCCUGCUAGCAUCAAGCACGAGUCUUACCGCGGCAAUGCCAGCCCUGGAGCAGCCCACGAUUCCAUCUCAGACUACGGCCCACAGGACAGCAGACCCGCGCCAAUGCGGCGGGUCCCUGGCAGAGUCAGUGGUCGGGAGGGCAUGAGGGGUCGGUCCCCUUCGCAAUAUCAUGACUUCUCAGAAAAACUGAAGAUGUCUCCUGGGAGGAGCAGAGGCCCAGGGGGAGACCCUCAUCACAUGAACCCACACAUGACCUUCUCGGAGAGGGCCAACCGGACUUCUUUACACGCUCCCUUCUCUCCCAACUCAGAAAGCCUGGCCUCCGCUUACCACACAAAUACGCGGGCUCAUGCUUAUGGGGACCCCAACGCAGGCUUGAAUUCUCAGCUCCAUUAUAAGAGACAGAUGUACCAACAGCAACAAGAGGAAUACAAAGACUGGAGCAGCAGCUCUGCUCAGGGAGUAAUCUCUGCGGCACAGCACAGGCAGGAGGGACCACGGAAGAGCCCGAGGCAGCAGCAGUUUCUCGACAGGGUGCGGAGCCCCCUGAAAAACGACAAAGACGGUAUGAUGUAUGGCCCACCAAUGGGGACUUACCACGACCCCAGCGCUCAGGAAGGCGGGCGCUGCCUCAUGUCUAGUGACGGUCUGUCUAACAAAGGCAUUGAAUUGAAGCAUGGCUCCCAGAAGCUACAACAAGAAUCUUGUUGGGAUCUUUCCCGACAGACUUCUCCAGCCAAAAGCAGCGGCCCUCCGGGGAUGUCCAAUCAGAAAAGGUACGGACCCCCCCAUGAGGCCGACGGGCACGGGCUCGCCGAGACCGCACAGUCAUCCAAACCCGGCAAUGUUAUGCUCAGGCUUCCAGGCCAAGAGGAUCAUUCUUCUCAAAACCCCUUAAUCAUGCGGAGGCGGGUGCGUUCCUUUAUCUCUCCCAUCCCCAGCAAGAGGCAGUCACAAGAUGUGAAAAACAGUAACACCGAAGAUAAAGGGCGCCUCCUUCACCCACCAAAAGAAGGCGCCGAUCGAGCAUUCAAUUCCUAUGCGCAUCUUUCUCACAGUCAGGAUGUCAAGUCUGUCCCUAAGAGAGAAUCCUCCAAGGACCUUCCGAGUCCAGAUAGUAGGAACUGCCCUGCCGUCACCCUCACGAGCCCUGCUAAGACCAAAAUACUGCCCCCUCGGAAAGGACGGGGGUUGAAACUGGAGGCUAUAGUUCAGAAGAUCACGUCCCCGAAUAUUAGGAGGAGUGCAUCCUCGAACAGCGCGGAGGCUGGGGGAGACACGGUUACUCUCGAUGACAUACUGUCUUUGAAGAGUGGCCCUCCCGAAGGUGGGAGUGUGGCUGUUCCGGACGCCGAGAUGGAGAAGAGAAAAGGUGAGCUGGUAUCUGACCUAGUCUGUCCCACAAGCCAGGACCUGAACGUAGAAAAGCCCCUGGCGAGGUCUUCCGAGGAGUGGCGUGGCAGUGGGGACGACAAAGUGAAGACCGAAACACACCCAGACACGGUCACCGCUGGAAAGGAACCCCCUGGCACCAUGACGUCCACCACCUCACAGAAGCCUGGGAGUAACCAGGGGAGACCAGACGGUUCCCUUGGUGGGACUGCGCCUUUAAUCUUUUCUGACGCAAAGAAUGUACCUCCAGCGGGCGUGUCGGCCCCUGAGGCAAACCCCAAGGCUGAAGACAAGGAGAGUGAUACAGUGACGAUUUCCCCCAAACAAGAGGGUUUCCCCCCGAAGGGGUACUUCCCGUCAGGAAAGAAGAAGGGGAGACCCAUCGGUAGUGUGAACAAGCAGAAGAAACAGCAGCCACCACCUCCACCCCCUCAGCCCCCUCAGAUACCAGAAACCUCUGCAGAUGGAGAGCCAAAGCCCAAAAAGCAGAGGCAAAGGCGGGAGAGAAGGAAGCCUGGGGCCCAGCCAAGGAAGCGGAAAACCAAACAGGCGGUUCCCAUCGUGGAACCCCAAGAACCUGAGAUCAAACUAAAGUAUGCCACCCAGCCACUGGAUAAAACCGACGCCAAGAACAAGUCUUUUUUCCCUUAUAUCCAUGUAGUAAAUAAGUGUGAACUUGGAGCUGUGUGUACAAUCAUCAAUGCUGAAGAAGAAGAACAGACCAAAUUGGUGAGGGGUCGGAAGGGUCAGAGGUCUCUGACCCCGCCGCCCAGCAGCACUGAAAGCAAGGUGCUCCCGGCUUCGUCCUUCAUGCUGCAGGGCCCCGUCGUGACAGAGUCUUCUGUUAUGGGGCACCUGGUUUGCUGUCUGUGUGGCAAGUGGGCCAGUUACCGGAACAUGGGCGACCUCUUUGGACCCUUUUAUCCCCAAGAUUAUGCAGCCACUCUCCCGAAGAAUCCGCCGCCCAAGAGGGCCACGGAGAUGCAGAGCAAGGUUAAGGUACGGCACAAAAGCGCGUCCAACGGCUCCAAGACGGACACUGAGGAGGAGGAAGAGCAGCAGCAGAAGGAGCAGAGGAGCCUGGCCGCCCACCCCAGGUUUAAGCGGCGACACCGCUCGGAAGACUGUGGCGGGGGCCCUCGGUCCCUGUCCAGGGGGCUCCCUUGUAAGAAAGCAACCACCGAGGGCGGCGGCGAAAAGACCGUUUUGGACUCAAAGCCCUCCGUGCCCACCACUUCCGAAGGUGGCCCCGAGCUGGAGUUACAAAUCCCUGAACUACCUCUUGACAGCAAUGAAUUUUGGGUCCAUGAGGGUUGUAUUCUCUGGGCCAACGGAAUCUACCUGGUGUGCGGCAGGCUCUAUGGCCUGCAGGAGGCGCUGGAAAUAGCCAGAGAGAUGAAAUGUUCCCACUGCCAGGAGGCAGGUGCCACCUUGGGCUGCUACAACAAAGGCUGCUCCUUCCGAUACCAUUACCCGUGUGCCAUUGACGCAGAUUGUUUGCUACAUGAGGAGAACUUCUCGGUGAGGUGCCCCAAGCACAAGCCUCCCCUCCCAUUCCCCCUCCCCCCCUUGCAGAACAAGACAGCGAAAGGCAGCCUCAGCACAGAGCAGUCGGAGCGGGGGUGAGGGGGGCAGAGUGCUCGUGGGAAUGGAAAGUACAGCAAGCACAGGUGAGACUGUGGAGAUGAGAAGGUGGUGGACACUCUCGAUGGAACCAGGACCGUCCUGCUGUGCGGCCCCGCCCCGCCUGCCCUGCCCCGCCAGCACCUCCUCCCUAAGUCCUUACAUCACACCCGAACCGUGACACCACAGGAAAGAAAGACCCAAGAAGUUGGAAUGGCUGUUUCCAUGGACACGAUCUCCAUAGUGACAAUGUGGGGGGAGGGGGGUGGGGUGGGAUGAUGGGAAAGGGGGGGUUAAAAGGGUGGGAUAAAAAUAUAUAUAUAUAAAUCUAUUUUUAGUCUGGAAAGACUUUGUUUAAAUGAAAGGUGCGCUAUCCCUUUUGAUUCUAUUUUAAAAUUCUCUAGUUAAAGAACUCCAAAUUUGUUCCGAUAACAGUGAAAUUUAAGUGUGAAAUUGAACAAGCUGGUCUCAUAAAGGACGGGGUGUGGCUUUGAUCUUUAGCCUGCCUCACGCCGGUUCAGAGAGCUGCAGACCCAGGGUUGAAAGAGCAGACAGACCACACCGGAACCAUCCUUUGUCUUUAAUUUGUCUCAAAGGGGGAAGGUUUGGGGGUUGGGGGGGUGGGGGAUGUGGGGACGGUCCGUGUUUUCAAGAGUGGGGGAAUGAUGUUUAAACACAAAUAAAUUUUUUCAUUUCCAGAAACACUAUUUAUUUAUUAUUUUUAAAAUUUUUAUCUUUUUGGGGGGUGAGAUGGGCAGAUGUCCCAAGGUCACAGCUAUGUCCUGGGUCACUGUGGCCAGUGAGAACCAUGAGCGCCCCACUAAGUGCGCCCGGCAGGCAGGGUCAGGGGGUGGCCUGCCUCUGGACGCAUUCCUGGCAGCUGUACCCUGUCCCCCCCCCCCCCACUCCCCAGGCCGAAGGACGGGACAGGAAAUCUAAGUUGUAGGACUCGGCACACGGGGGAGGGGCUGUUGAGUGCCAUCAGUGUGGUUAGGCUGACCAGGAACACCCAGUUAGCCCUUUUUUCUUUUGCUUUCAUUUUUAUAAAGGAAAAGGGGGCCUGUCAGGUGAGCAGCUCCACGCUACAUGAUUCUUUAUGUUGUAUUGUUUUGUUUUGUAAAUUGUAUAAUUUUUAAAUAUCUGAGUUUUAAAAAAAGAAGAAAAAAGUACAAAAAAAAUCUUGUUAAGGCCUUAAGAAGGGGUUAGUGCAUCUUUCAGGGGUCACUCUGCCGUGGGGAUAAAAUGGCUGUUUCACAAACAGUUUUAUUUAAAAAACAAAAAAAAAAAUCAAAAAAUAAUAAACUUCAUUUUAACCUUG